ACAGUCAGAAUGAUGAGAAGAUAGACCACUGCCGCAGAGCUUCAUCCCCCUGUCGACCGUGGACUCUCCGUCUCUCCCUCUCUCAUGUGCCAAAAGCUCCCACUUCACCGUCUUCGACUCUGCUCACUGACCACCAUCUGACAAACUCCGAAAAUGCCAGUCCCAAGACCACUCCUCACAGCUCCGUUUUCUUCUCUUUCUUCUCCCUCUGAUGCCAUCUUGGCCGAUAAAGCCAUCACUCUCCUCAAACGUCACCCGUACCACCUCCGCUCUCUGUCUUCCCAUUUUACCCCCCAAGCCGCCUCGUUUUUACUCCUCAACUCCCAGUUCGACCGAACCCUAACCCUACGCUUCCUCAACUGGGCUCGUGCCUGUCCUUUCUUCGAUUUCCAAUGCAAAUGCCUCGCCCUUCACGUUCUCACCAGGUUCAAGCUCUACAAAACUGCACAAAGUAUAGCCGAAGACCUCGCAGUCACCCCGAAUGAUGCAACGGGCUCUUCAGUUUUUGAGUGCUUGAAAGAUUCUUAUCAUGCGUGCAAUUCGAGCUCUGCGGUCUUCGAUCUCGUGGUAAAGUCGUUUUCUCGCUUGAACAUGAUUGAUAAAGCUGUGAAUAUUAUUAAUUUAGCGAAAUUUAACGGAUUUAUGCCUAGUGUUUUGUCUUAUAAUUCGGUUCUUGAAGCAAUAAUUAGGUCUCGUGGUUCGGCGGAGUUGGGAGAGGAGUUGUAUAUGGAAAUGAUUAAGAGUGGGAUUUCUCCGAAUGUGUUUUCCUAUAAUAUCUUGAUUAGGGGUUUUUGCGGUGAGAAAAAAUUAGAUAAAGGUUUAGCUGUUAUGGGUGAAAUGGAGAAAGGUGGAUGUUUGCCGAAUGUGGUGACUUUCAAUACCUUAAUUGAUGCCUACUGCAAGUUAGGUAAGAUCAAUGACGCAUUUGGGAUUUUAAAAUCAAUGUCACUGAGGGGUAUGGAGCCAAAUUUGAUAACAUAUAAUGUGAUCAUAAAUGGGUUGUGCCGGGAAGGGAGGAUGGAGGAGACAAGUAAGGUUCUUGAGGAGAUGAAUCAGAAAGGUUUCGUCCCAGAUGAGGUGACUUUCAAUACGCUUGUGAAUGGUUAUUGCAAGGAAGCUAAUUUUCACCAAGCGCUUGUUUUGUAUUCAGAGAUGGUUAGGAAUGGGGUAUCUCCUAAUGUUGUUACAUAUACUGCAUUGAUUAAUAGCAUGUGUAAAGCUAGGAACUUAAAUCGAGCAAUGGAGUUUGUGGAUCAGAUGCGCAUUAGAGGACUUUCUCCAAAUGAGAGAACAUACACCACAUUGAUUGAUGGUUUCUGUCAACAGGGAUUUUUGAAUGAAGCCUAUCGGUUUUUGGAUGAAAUGAUUGAGAAUGAAUACUCACCUUCGAUAGUGACUUAUAAUGCCCUUAUUAAUGGACAUUGUGUUCUGGGAAGAGUUGAAGGGGCCCAGGGAGUGAUUCAGGAUAUGGUGGAGAAAGGGAUUAUGCCAGAUGUAGUGAGUUACAGCACAAUUAUUAGUGGGUUUUGUAGAAACGGAGAUGUGGAGAAGGCAUUUCAGAUAAAGCAGGAGAUGGUUGAUAAGGGCAUUUCUCCAGAUGUCGUGACAUAUUCAUCACUCGUUCAAGGUUUAUGUGAGCAGAGGAGACUCACUGAUGCCUUUGGUUUUUUUCAAGAGAUGCUAAGUAUAGGUUUGCCUCCAGAUGAAUUUACAUACACAAGCCUGAUAAAUGCGUACUGUGCAAGUGGUGAUAUAAAAAAGGCUCUUCUUCUGCAUGAUGAAAUGAUACAAAAGGGUUUUCUUCCUGAUGUUGUUACCUACAGCGUGCUCAUUAAUGGGCUGAAUAGACAGGCUCGUACAAGGGAAGCCAAACAAAUUCUGUUCAGGUUGUUUUAUGAAGAAUCGGUCCCAAAUGAUGUAACAUAUAAUACACUGAUAGAAAAUUGCAGCAAAAUUGAAUAUAAUAGUGUAGUUGCACUUCUUAAGGGAUUCUGUAUGAAGGGUUUGAUGAACGAAGCAGAUCGAGUUUUUGAAUCAAUGCUUCAGAAAAAAUACAAGCCUAGUGAAGCUGCUUAUAAUGUAAUUAUACAUGGUCAUUCUAGAGUUGGAAACAUUUGGAAGGCUUAUAAUCUCUACAAAGAAAUGGUACGUUCUGAUCUUGUUCCACAUGCUGUAACUGUUAUCGCUUUAGUUAAAGCACUAUUUAAAGAGGGAAUGAGCAAGGAAUUCAGUCAAGUUGUACAGAAUGUAUUGAGAAGUUGCCAGCUCACUGAUGCUGAGCUUGCCAAAGUCCUUGUCCAGAUUAACCACAGAGAGGGGAACAUGGAUGCUGUUUUUAGUGUGCUUGCUGAAAUGGCUAGAGAUGGUUUCCUUCCAGGUAGGGGUAAAAUAUCCAGUGCUGGGGUAUAGAUCUGCAUUGAAUUACUCCUUGUUAGCCAUUUUGGAUCACAAAGCAUGCUUUUUGUGUACAUUUCGUAAGAGGGAAUAUGGUGAAGCACACAAUUUCUUGCUCAAAUGACCAAGAUGGAUUCCUUCUAAAUGGUGUGAAAAUGCACAGGGACAAAUUUAUCACUCAUUCUGUGCCAUAAGGUAUCACCGAGCAUGUUCUUUGUACAACAGCUGGUAGAAGGGACAAAAGGAAAAAAGUGAACUGAAGUCCACAUUUCCUUGCUAAAAUGGGCUCAGGAUGGUUCCUUCUAUAGCUGCCUUUUCCGUGGGUUUAAUUGAGCAUGUUUUUCAUGUGCAAUAAUUGAUAGAAAAAACUCAGAAGAUACCCCUCAUUCAGAGGUCCUAAAGUAGCCUAGGAUGGCUUUUUUAUUUUCCCUUAAAAUGCAGCAGAACCAUCUAUGCUGGUGGGUAAACUUUGGAUGACUCCUGUUAUUGCAGCGUUGUAUGCAGUCGAGCAUCCAUAGGCACAUUCUUCAUGUACAAAAAAAAUAGUUGAUUUGUGUACAAGAAAUGAUAUAAAAGAGGUGUUAAUUUUGCUGA
Messenger RNA from Malania oleifera, 2988 nucleotides. Its product is annotated as pentatricopeptide repeat-containing protein At5g39710. The transcript has a single exon. Gene Ontology annotation, molecular function: protein binding. NCBI's taxonomy places the organism in Eukaryota, Viridiplantae, Streptophyta, Magnoliopsida, Santalales, Ximeniaceae. The coding region runs from base 154 to 2409 and encodes 751 amino acids. The record is from RefSeq and is a predicted model, not a curated record.